Aureococcus anophagefferens is the source of this 1686-nucleotide messenger RNA. RefSeq lists its product as hypothetical. The record is from RefSeq and is a predicted model, not a curated record. Lineage: Eukaryota; Pelagophyceae; Pelagomonadales; Pelagomonadaceae. The transcript has 2 exons. The annotation marks the transcript as partial.
AUGCGCGCGCUCGGCGCCGUCGCGGCGCUCGCGCUCGCGCUGCCCCCGGGCGCGCCGAUGAUCGUCCGCAUCGCCGAGACGGAGUACGACGUCGACGAAGCCGUCGUCUUCGACGACCAUCGCGCGCUGCCGUCGCUGCUCGCGGACUUCAGGGAACUCAACGUCGACUGGCCGUCGCUCGGCUUCGACGGCUGCGCGUCGGCGGACUGCGCGGCGGCGGGCCUCCUCGCGGAACUGAGGCGCAGACGCGUGACCAUCGCCGACGACGCGCGCGGGUUGAUCGUGAAGAUCGCGGCCGUGGGCGAGAUUCUCGUGCCGCGCGACGCCCGCGGCUCCCCGCCGACGGAAGGCGACGUGUCGACGGCGCUCCGCGCCUGGGACGUCGACGGCGCGCGCGACGUCGCGGCCGCCGCCGCGGCCGCCGCCGCCGCGCGGCCGCCGACGACCGCCGACGCGGCGCUCCCGCCCUGGCCCGUCGACCGCGCCGCCGCGGGCGAGGACCGGCCCAUGCCCGGCUGCCGCGCGCCCAACGUGGAAAAUUGCCGGCGCUACGUCGCCAUGCAGCGCAAAUUCUACGACCCCGCGGCGCAGGAGCUCGUAUCCGGGAACCACGUCAUCCACAACGACGCCGCGGAGUACUGGGGCAUGAUCCUGAAGCCCGUCGUGCGGGACCCGCGCGUCUGGCGGGGGAAGCGCGCCCUCGACGUCGCCUGCGGGGGCCGCCGCAACGUGGCGAACCUGCUGCGCCUCGCGGCCUGGGACCGCGUCGACGGCUGCGAUUUGGUGGCGCGGCACGUCGAGGGCGCGCUCGCCUUCGUCGGCCGCGACGGCUGGGACCGGUCCAAGUUCCAUGCGUGGCAGUCGGCCGGCGCGGGGCUCGCGGCCACCGACGGCCGGGCCCCCGCGCCCGUCGACGAGUACGACUUCGUCAUGUCGACGAUCGCGCUGCAGCACAUCUGCGUCUACGUCCACAGCGAUGAUUCGAGCGAGGGUCAGAUCGCCAAUCGCUUCGAGGGCCUCGCGUCCGACGACGACGACUCGACCCCGGACCUCGUGAGCGCGUCGUCGUCGUCGUCGGCCUGGGAGACGGCGUCGGAAGGCGCGGGGUCCCUCGUCGACGGCUCCGGCUCGUCGUCGGACGACUCCGAGGCCGAAUCUCCCGCCGACGUCGGAUAUUCCGCCGAUGUCCGGCCUUUUCCCCCGUUUUCGCUCCGCGCGCCCGGAGCGCCGUCCGACGACUCCGAUCGGACGACGUUGGGCGCUCGCACGCGGUCGUGGUCGUCGAUGGAAGGCUCCGAAGUCUCCGACGCGUCCGCCGCCUCGGAAGCGUCCGACGCGUCCGCCGCCUCGGAGGCGUCCGAGGCGUCCGACGGCGACGACUCCGACGCGUCCCACGGCGGCCCCUCGCGCCAGUUCUACGAGGAGACGCAGGCGCUCGUGUGCUUCGAGUUCGCGGAGGAGAUGGCGUCGAGCGGCCCCUUCGCCGUCGACGACGUCGCGUUCGCGCGCUGCUUCUACGACAGCGUGACGACCGUCGUCGAGGCGAACCGGGGCAACUGGGCGUGGGUCGACUACCCCUGGUUCGCGCUGAGCACGCCCUUCCUCGCCUGCGUCGGGAGCCCCCUCUGGGCGACCUUCGACUUCGCCGAGCGGUCGCGGCGCGAGCGGCUCGCGCGGCUCGCGCUC